AUGACGAAGCGCACUAAGAAGGUCGGCAUCACCGGUAAAUAUGGUACCAGAUACGGUGCCUCCCUGCGUAAGCAGGUGAAGAAGAUGGAAGUGUCCCAGCACGCCCGCUACGUCUGCACCUUCUGCGGAAAGAACACCGUCAAGCGCCAGGCUGUUGGCAUCUGGGAGUGCAAGGGUUGCAAGAAGACCAUCGCCGGUGGUGCCUACACCGUCUCUACCCCCGCCGCCGCUGCUACCCGCUCCACCAUCCGUCGUCUCAGGGAAAUCGCGGAGGUCUAA
Messenger RNA from Aspergillus mulundensis, 279 nucleotides. RefSeq names its product 60S ribosomal protein eL43. Gene Ontology annotation, cellular component: ribosome. The transcript has 4 exons. Bases 1 to 279 code for a protein of 92 amino acids. Gene Ontology annotation, biological process: translation. The record is from RefSeq and is a predicted model, not a curated record. Gene Ontology annotation, molecular function: structural constituent of ribosome. NCBI's taxonomy places the organism in Eukaryota, Fungi, Ascomycota, Eurotiomycetes, Eurotiales, Aspergillaceae.